ACUGCAGUCAUUGGACUAUAGAGCACAGUAGGAACCAGUAUAAUAAGCUGUGUCAGUCCUCAAGGGCUAGAGAACCACAGCGUCAACAGGCACCUGGCAGUGACAUAACUGGGCACUGUGCCUUACUGGACUGCAGAAGCUUUCAGUGCAGAGAGAGGACAAACCCCACUGGAAAGGAACUCUGCCACAGCUCAGCACAGAACUGGUUCCCAUGAGGCAAACUGACCUGAAGAUCAUUAUAUUGGGAUCACUAGGGGUGGGAAAAACCUCCAUCUUGCACCGGUACAUACACAACAUCUUCUAUGAGGACUAUCGUUGCACUCUGGGAGCCAAUAUCCAACAGAAGGGCAUGAGUGUGAAUGGCCAGGCUGUUAGGUUGCAGGUCUGGGAUACUGGAGCACAGGAAAGGUUCCGCUCGAUGGUCUCGCUUUUCUACAGGGGGCUGGAUGGCUGCAUCCUGACCUUUGACCUCACAGACCGGGACACCUUCACAGAGCUGGACAGCUGGAGGCAGAGCAUUCUGGAGCAGAGCCAGGCAGCAGAUUCUAGCUUACCAUUCAUUGUUCUGGGCAACAAAGCAGAUGUUAAGGACAGACAGGUGAGUCGAGCAGAGGCUGAGGCCUGGUGUGACGAGAGGAACCUGACCUAUUUCGAGGUGAGCGCAAAGGAGAGCAUCAAUGUGGAGAAGGCCUUCGCUACAGCAGCCAGCUAUGCCCUCUGCUGGCACAAAGAGAAGCUUGUGAGCAACCUGACAGACUCCAUCAAACUGAAGGAGGACAACAAAGGGCGGAAGACCUGCUGCGCGUAGAAGGUUAAUUCCAUAAGACGAUUAGUGCAGAUGGAACCUAGAGAGUCUCAAGUUCAUUUACAGUAGAGCCAGAGACUUUGUCCCACUAGUUAAACAGUAUUUCCCUUUUAAUGACGCCCAUUUAAAUGUGGUUCAAUUUCCAUAUUUUAUUCUGUUGAUAUUAUUAUUUGUGUAUUGUUUGAUGUUAUGUGUAAUGUCUCGUGUUAUAGUAUACCAUUAGUCAGAAAUAAUGCUUGUCUUUUAUACAAUGCACAAGUGUACAGAAGAUAAGAAGAAGAUAAUGAAUAU
This is a messenger RNA of Brienomyrus brachyistius, 1096 nucleotides long. Its product is annotated as ras-related protein Rab-7b-like. Gene Ontology annotation, molecular function: GTP binding; GTPase activity. Lineage: Eukaryota; Metazoa; Chordata; Actinopteri; Osteoglossiformes; Mormyridae. Gene Ontology annotation, cellular component: late endosome; lysosome; phagocytic vesicle. The record is from RefSeq and is a predicted model, not a curated record. Bases 212 to 808 code for a protein of 198 amino acids. Gene Ontology annotation, biological process: endosome to lysosome transport; phagosome-lysosome fusion. The transcript has 6 exons.